Messenger RNA from Baudoinia panamericana UAMH 10762, 1044 nucleotides. RefSeq lists its product as uncharacterized. The record is from RefSeq and is a predicted model, not a curated record. NCBI's taxonomy places the organism in Eukaryota, Fungi, Ascomycota, Dothideomycetes, Mycosphaerellales, Teratosphaeriaceae. The transcript has a single exon. Bases 1 to 1044 code for a protein of 347 amino acids.
AUGUCUGCUGCUAAGCAAGAGGAUCAGGGCAGGCUCGAUCUGACAAAGUCCGUAACUGAGAAUGACCGCUUAGCCGGUCUCGGUAUCCAAGACUUUGGCACCAGGUCGGUCUCGGACCUCACAUCACCACCUGCUGCAAGACGAGGCACGCAUGCGCGCACCACUAGCGUCGGUUCGCAGAUGUCAACCGCUUCCGGCUCGUAUCGUGCAAAUCAGCCGUUUGUACACCCUAUGCGACAGACACCGAGGCCAUACACGCCACCAGCAGGAAGCUCAAACGUGUCGGUCGCGGACGAAGCAGCAGAUAUUUUUGACGAUGAGUACAGGCUUGGUCACGGCUACCGAAGCAACCGCAGCAUGUCAAUCUCUUCCGCCGCUCCAGGCCUACCGACGCCGCUAUCGCAGUCGCAUACAGCAGACGAUCUCGGCCUGGUGCCGAAGCUGACGAGUCACUCUCAGACCAACCUGUCCAUUCGGUCUGGCAAGUCCAGCAAGUCGAAGCUCGGCCGAGCGCGCGGUGACACUAGCCGGUCAUUCGACCAAGCAAACCCGUCAUCUUCGCGCACAAGUUUCGACAAAGCCUUCAGCUUCGUCUCGCGAAAGUCUGAUUCAGAACCGCAAACGCGGGAUGAGCGCAUACGCGCCGAGAGACAGAAGUUUCAGGAGAAAGAGGCGAACAAAGAUCGCAAGCUUGAGCAGGAGCGUUCGAAGCGAAAGGAGACGGACGAGCGAAGGCGAGAUAGGCAAAGGCGGAAGUCAGAAGCGUCCCUGAGGGCUCAACGGGCACAGCACGCAGCAAGUGGCGGUCCAAAGAAGUCGAAGAAGGUUGUGGAUGCGGAGGAUGAUAACGAGAAAUUACGGUCACGAAGUUAUGAGGACUACAGGCCGGCUCAUCACAUGACUUUGCCCAGACAGGGUGUCGAGGCUGGUACGUCGGAAAAGGCACCGCGCGCUCCUGAACGCAAAACGAGUGCUCCGCAGAGCGGCUGGAUUCGCUUUUGGGCGUGGUUGCAUACGAGGAUGUUGAGUUGCGGCGGUCGAUGA